This is a messenger RNA of Asterias rubens (European starfish), 2472 nucleotides long. RefSeq names its product adhesion G-protein coupled receptor G6-like. Gene Ontology annotation, biological process: G protein-coupled receptor signaling pathway; cell surface receptor signaling pathway. NCBI's taxonomy places the organism in Eukaryota, Metazoa, Echinodermata, Asteroidea, Forcipulatida, Asteriidae. The record is from RefSeq and is a predicted model, not a curated record. Gene Ontology annotation, cellular component: membrane. The coding region runs from base 1 to 2226 and encodes 741 amino acids. The transcript has 12 exons. Gene Ontology annotation, molecular function: calcium ion binding; G protein-coupled receptor activity.
AUGGGCGGCGGCUACUUCUGUCAUUGCUCUGCUGGAGCUUGUACUUCCAAUCCCUGUUUGAACGGAGGUACCUGUGUGACCUCCAGUCCUACAUCCUAUACAUGUCUCUGCCUUCCUGGGUAUUCAGGGACCACAUGUCAAAUACAAUCUUCAGGUUCCUGUGUGCAGUCGUCAGUCGUUACAAGCAGUGGAAACUUGACUUUCCCACAGACUAGAAACGGACAAACAGCCCAAACUGCUGAGAAUUGCUCGUCGGACACAUUCAGGGCUGGGAUGCCUCUGGCAACAAGAGAAUGUGUCGGAGAUAUGGUGACUGAGGCAGAGUGGCUUGAACCAGUCAUCACUGAUUGCUCCGAAGGUGGAGAUGUUAAUAAUCUUCUUGAUGGCUUGGCUAAUGUGGAAGUCACUCCUGAGAAUAUUGAUGAGAUAGUUAAAGAGACGGUCAGUCUGUCGUUAAAUUACUCUAGUAUCGAUGAGACUGGCAUACAGGCAAUCGCUGAAAUCUUGAACAAUAUCGUCAUGGUUGAAACGGACUCGAUGAACGCUUCACCUGAGAUUGCAGCAGACAUUAUUGAGGUUGUAAGCAAUGUCCAGGAAGUAGACCAGGAGAUGUUUGACAAUCUUGGCAAUGACACCUCGCCUUCUCUCAUCAUACAAGCCCUGGAAACCUACAUCACCGCGCUACAGAUGAGUGGCAACCCAGCCAACAUCACUGAAAUACAGGAUAACAUCGCCGUCAUGGCAGUCGUCAUACCCCAGCAAUCCGUCCAAACUGGACUGGGGUUUGCCUCCAUCACUCAGGGAUCCGGGCUGGGGUCUCUGAAGACGGAGGACAUCUCAAUUUAUUAUGAGCCCAACAGCAUCCCAGUUGCUGAGGUCACAUCGUCAAUCUUGGUGCCUGCUGCAGUAUUAGACUACGUAACACCAGGCGAGACAGUACCCAUCAGCUUCUUCCUGUACCAGACCAGCAAGCUCUUCCGUUCCCUCUCAUUACAGGAGGCAGAGGACCCGGCAAAGUUAUUCCGUCGUGCUGUCGGCAGUCACGUCAUUGCUGCCACCGUUGAGGGAGUCAAUAUUGAGAAUCUCUCAAUGGAUCAGCCUGUCGUCAGUGCAUUCCUCCACCUCAAUGUCAGUGACCCCGAUGAGAUGACCAAUGGGUCCCAGUGCGUCUUCUGGGAUUUCUCGUUGAACGAUGGUUUUGGAGAUUGGUCAAGCGAGGGCUGCAGUAAAGCCCUAGUCAACAACACCAGGACGGUGUGUCACUGUAACCACUUGACGAGCUUUGCUGUGAUUGUGGAUAUCUAUGGCAACCAGGAGAAUGUUGUUUUAAGUAUCAUCAGUAAAAUAGGAUGCGCUAUGUCUGUCAUUGCCCUCGUCAUUACCAUCAUCACGUACCUCUACAUCAAGAAACUUCGCACCAAGCGCCCUCAGAAGAUCUUGAUCUGCUUCUCCUUCUCCCUCUUGGGGCUUUACCUCGUCUUCCUGACCGGUAUCGAAGCUACGAAGCCUGCAGUAGGGUGCACCAUCGUGGCGGUGUUAAUUCAUUUCUUCACUCUAGCUUCAGUUGCCUGGAUGGCCGUAGAAGCCACCAAUAUGUAUCUUCUCUUUGUGAAAGUACUCAACGCCAAUGUGUCACACUUCAUGCUGAUAGCGUCCGUCACUGCCUGGGGUUUGCCACUACUGGUUGUAGUCAUCAUCCUUGCUGUAGACCACACCAAUUACGGAACUGCCGAUUAUUGCUUCCUAAAGCCCGGCAACGCGUUUUACUUCGGCCAGAUCCUCAUCAUUGGGUUUGUACUGCUGUUCAACUUCAUCAUCUUCACUCUGGUCAUGCGCAGGUUGACAUGUUCCCGCAAGGGCCUCAGCUCUACCUCGGACAGGGGAAAUCGGGAGGAGACACUGCGACGUCUCCAGAACGCCGUGAUCAUCUCGGUCCUCCUUGGUCUGACCUGGGUCUUCGGACUCUUGUCUCUCAUCGAGACGGCCAACUUUGUCUUCCAGAUCUUGUUCUGCAUCUUCAAUUCCCUCCAGGGGUUAAUGAUCUUCAUCUUGUUCUGUCUGAGACAGCAGGAGAUUCGCAAAGCUUGGAAGGCUUUCUUUAAAUGCGGAGACGAUCGCCAAGCCAAGUACAGUAAUACAGCAGGCGCCACAAGCAGAGGCAAUACAGAUACUAAAACCAAAAGUACCAUACCACUGACCAAUCAAAGCACUAAUAGCACCAGUUAAAUACUACAAAACAGUGGUCAGGAGCUUUUUCUGGUAGGUGAUUUGUAUUGCUACCCCCUUCUGUCUCCGUGGUUCUGUUGUGUACUAUGUGCCUUAUCAAUGACUUCUUUAUACGGCUGUUUUAUUAAUCACAUUUAUGUAGAUAUUACAACAAUAUAUUGGAAGCCUUAAGUGAUAUGUUUACAUCAAAACACAUGAGGCCAGCAAUCAUUAAAAGAGAUGAGCUAGAGUAAUAGAAACCGUAAC